CAGCAGCAUCAGAACAUCCGCACCGUUCCAAGCUAUAUUCUUCACACCAUGACGCUCUCCGGAAGCUGCCUCUGCGGCAAUAUCACCUACACCGCCGAGACGGACGAGUACAUCACAGCGCUCUGCCACUGCACCGACUGUCAGAAGUGGACUGGUGGCGGGUUCACCUCCAACGCGGUCGUUUCCCGCAGCAGUUUCAAGAUCACCAAGGGAACCCCCUCCUCGUACGACGUGACCGGGGCCAGCGGCAAGAUCAACAAGCAUUUUUUCUGUCCGACCUGCGGAUCCAGUCUCUACACCGAGCUCGAGGUCAUGGCCGAUAAGACGGUGAUUAAAGCGGGGACGCUGGAUAAUGGGGACGCCAGUCUAGGGGGGAAGAUAGAUGUCGAGUUCUAUGUUAAGGAUCGGCCUUUGUAUCUGGCUCCUGUUGAAGGGGCUAAGCAGGACCCGCGCUUUCAUUAGCGGGGACUGUCAAUUAAGGGGACUUUUUAUUGUGCUAUUGAGGUGUCGAGAUUAUCCCAAUCAUUGUUCAUAGUCUGUCCUUGACGGUUAACUGUAGAGGUUGUCUGUGUUGGCAUACCGUCACGAUGAGGGCUAA
This is a messenger RNA of Aspergillus saccharolyticus JOP 1030-1, 598 nucleotides long. Its product is annotated as GFA family protein. Bases 49 to 462 code for a protein of 137 amino acids. The record is from RefSeq and is a predicted model, not a curated record. Gene Ontology annotation, molecular function: carbon-sulfur lyase activity. NCBI's taxonomy places the organism in Eukaryota, Fungi, Ascomycota, Eurotiomycetes, Eurotiales, Aspergillaceae. The transcript has 4 exons.